This is a messenger RNA of Ilex paraguariensis (yerba mate), 378 nucleotides long. NCBI's taxonomy places the organism in Eukaryota, Viridiplantae, Streptophyta, Magnoliopsida, Aquifoliales, Aquifoliaceae. The record is from the annotation of a GenBank genome assembly.
AUGGCUCCAUCUGGUAGAAGAAGAACAAGGACAAGAAGUGCAAGAAAACCAAGAAAAUCCCAUUUCAAGAAGAGGCUUAAUCCAUCGGAAAAUGGAGAAAUCUCAGUGGUUUCACCAUCAAAAUCUUCAGCCAAGAGCUCCGAGAGUUCAUCAACCAUUGAUUUCAUUGAUCUCAACGGUGCUGAUGUGCCCACCAGUGCCUGUUCGACUCCAAAAGCUGAGAGAUUCCGGAUACCAGAAAUUCAAACUUGCCCUCCAGCACCAAAGAAGAGAAGAGUAGUUUCAAGCUGUUCAUUGCAGAGAACACCCAUUGCUUUCUUUGCUCCACCAGAUUUAGAGCUCUUCUUCUUCUUUGCACUUCAAGACAUCCCAGUUUGA